Molecule: messenger RNA, 591 nt
Organism: Didymodactylos carnosus
Lineage: Eukaryota; Metazoa; Rotifera; Eurotatoria; Philodinida; Philodinidae
Source: the annotation of a GenBank genome assembly
AUGACAUAUCAUAAUGUAUUUCAUGGCAAUUCUCCAAUAGCUGAUAGACCACUUAAUAAUAAAGUGAAAAAAUCUUCCGAUAAUCAUUUAUUAUCUAGAUCGCCUUUUUCACCACCUCAAUAUCUUCGUAUUGAAUGUACAGCUGAAGAAAAACAUUUAACAAGUAAUAUAUUAUCGACGCCAUUUACGUUAAAUUCUCUUAUUCAACCAAUUAAAUUUACUCUUUACGAUAAACUAAAACCGAUCAAUUAUAAAUCAGAAAUAGUUAUACACAAUAAUCCGGAAACAAAUUUACAUAUUAAAGUUUUACGUGUUGCAUUUCCUAAUGGUGGUCGUAGUCAAUCGGUGAAUCGGUCAUCAUAUUGUUAUCGCGAACAAAGUUCACUAAACGAUUUGUCUUCUUCAAAAAUGUUGCAAGAUGAUAAAAAAACGACAAAACGACGAUCACUCGUUUUACCCUGGUCAUCUCGUUCACGAUCAGAAGUCACACUUCAUCAAUGGAUUGAUAACAUUUCUAAUAAUGAAGCAUUGAUGUACGAUGAUGAUAUUGUGUUUUUUUUGAAAAGUGGUGAAUUUUAUGUUCGAAUAUAA